Messenger RNA from Gymnodraco acuticeps, 1267 nucleotides. It is a transcript of the gene polr1d, whose product is annotated as RNA polymerase I and III subunit D. Lineage: Eukaryota; Metazoa; Chordata; Actinopteri; Perciformes; Bathydraconidae. Gene Ontology annotation, molecular function: protein dimerization activity; DNA binding; DNA-directed RNA polymerase activity. Gene Ontology annotation, cellular component: RNA polymerase III complex; RNA polymerase I complex. The transcript has 5 exons. The record is from RefSeq and is a predicted model, not a curated record. Bases 107 to 475 code for a protein of 122 amino acids. Gene Ontology annotation, biological process: DNA-templated transcription.
AAAACAAACACCUUUAGAUGUACAAAUCCCCUUUCCCACCUGUUGCCUGUCAGACAGUAAUGAGGUAACUCUCUCUUUAUUGACGCACAUAACCGGAAUAUGAAGCAUGGCUGCUGAAGGCGAAAAGAAACCAGUGCUGGAGAUGGUCCAGGCUGAUGGAGGUGAUGAGGGAUGUGUGACAUUUGUGCUACAUAAUGAAGAUCAUACCCUGGGAAACUCCCUCAGAUAUAUGAUCAUGAAGACUGUGGAUGUGGAUUUUUGUGGCUACACCAUCACCCAUCCGUCUGAGAGCAAGAUCAACUUUCGCAUUCAGACACGAGGGGGGGUCCCAGCCACAGAGCCGCUGCGGAGGGGCCUGAGGGAUCUCACUGAAGUUUCUCAACAUGUUCUCAACACAUUUCAGGUUACCAUCAAAUCCAUCACAGACCCCCUAUGGACCCCAUGCAGUUCGCCUACAGAGCCAACAGGUCUGUAGAUGAUGCUGUCAACAUGGCCCUUCACUUCCUCCUCCAGCACCUGGACACAGCAGGAACCUACUCAUCUCUGGUGGGGACGAGUCUGCCUACAGGUGGGAGAUGGACCAUCUGGUGACCUGGUGCAGGGACAACCACCUGGAGCUCAACGCUCUCAAGACUGAAGAUGGUUGUGGACUUUAGAAAGAACGCAGCCCCAUCACUCUGUGUGACUCCCCAGUAACUGCUGUGGAGUCUUUCCGCUUCCUGGGCACCAUCAUCGCCCAGGACCUCAAAUGGGAGCAGAACAUCUGCUCCCUCAUCAAAAAAGCCCAGCAGAGGAAGUUCUUCCUGAGGCAGCUGAAGAAAUGCAACCUACCCAAGAAGAAGAUGGUGAACUUCUACACCUCCAUCAUCGAGUCCAUCCUCACCUCCUCCAUCACCAUCUGGUACACUGCAGCCACAGCCAAGGAUAAGGGCCUGCAAUCUGACAUCCUUCCACGACCUGCACGCCUCCAGAACCCUGAGGCGGGCAGGGAAGAUAGUGGCCGACCCCUCCCACCCUGGACACAAACUGUUCACCCCCCUCCCCUCUGGCAAGAGGCUGCGCUCCAUCAGGACCAAAACCUCUCGCCACCAGAACAGUUUUUUCCCCUCUGCUACCGGCCUCAUCAACAUCAGGCCCCCCACUGACACUUGACCUCAGCCACAUCAUAGACUCUAGGCUUGUUUGAGACAAGCGAGACCUGCGCAGUUGCGAUCAACGUCUUGCUAGUGCGUUGCAUGAUGGUUAGUCAUUUUGUCCGACUUGCUCU